GUGGAAAGCGCGAUGUUGUGCCUGCUAGUCUAUUGUGCUAUCAACCUUUCACGAUAUUCCUAGAACGAUGAAUUUGGCAAACAUCGACAUUGUUGUCUCAAUGACCUAACCAAACGUCCAAAGGACUGUACAAAGUAGACCAAUACCCCUCCCUCUCACCCAAAACCCCCAUCUCAAUUAUCCCUUGGCCUUUUAUCCCCUCAACAUGGACAGAAGUAAAUACCAUCAUCACAAAGCAGCGAGCACCGGCACAACAGCCAAAAUGACACCACCACGAAAUUCGGCCUGGGAUGCGCCCCACUCACUCCAGCGGUCACAACAGCAAAUUGACCAGAUCCUGUCGGCGCCGAUCCAGCCGUUCUUGUGCAAGUGGUGAGCAUAGAACCGCUGGCAGGCGGCGUGGUCGGUUCGGGGACUCCUUGCGGACAAUGCCAGUGCUUGCCAUGGGGGAUGCGCUUGCUGGCUGGGGAUGCCGCGCUAGUCUCGACACUUCCGCUAGGCGGGGUUGUCGGUUCGGGGACUCCUCCGGGGACUCAUUCGGUGACUCUUUCGGGGCAGUGCUAGUGAUCACCAUGAGGAAUGCACUCCCUGGCAGGAGGUGCCUCUCCCGUAGGGGAGCUUCCGCUGGGCGGGUUUGUCGGCCCCGGGACGCCUUCAGAGUAGUCCCCGUGGUCGCCGUGGGGAACACACUCGCCUGGUCCCUCCAGGGUGCCAGUUGCGCCGUGGUCGCCUGGAGGUGUGGUCGGUUCUGGGACUCAGUCCCUCGGGGCAGUGCCAAUGGUCGCCGUGGGGGAUACGCUCGCCCAGUAGCCCAGUUGGGGUUGGUUCCGGGUUACCGCUGGAAGGAGUGGUUGGCUCGGCAACGUCCGACGGAUAGUGCUAGUGGUCUCCGUGUGGUUCGCAAGUGGCGGUAUUGCUGGUUCUUGGACCACAAUCGUCCUCUCCCGGAGGGGUUGUCGUCUCAGGUACGCCUGGAGAGCAGUACCAAUGGUCCCCGUGCGGGAUACACUCCGGGUGCCGUCGUCUCGGUUGACGAGUGCCCUCGUCCGGAGUAAGCGUGGUCGGCUGCGGCACUCCGGGCGGGCAGUGCCAAUGGUCACCGUGGGUUUCACAGGAUUGGGUGGCGCUUGGGGCGGCCGUUGAGAGGGCGCACAGUGCCCUGUAACUCAACAUGUCAGUAUCACACAAAUCAGGAGCCGCAUUUCUUGAGCU
Molecule: messenger RNA, 1212 nt
Organism: Phialemonium atrogriseum
Lineage: Eukaryota; Fungi; Ascomycota; Sordariomycetes; Cephalothecales; Cephalothecaceae
Exons: 1
Coding region: 291-1055 (254 amino acids)
Source: RefSeq, a predicted model, not a curated record